This is a messenger RNA of Protobothrops mucrosquamatus (brown spotted pit viper), 9780 nucleotides long. RefSeq names its product ubiquitin specific peptidase 24 (gene USP24). NCBI's taxonomy places the organism in Eukaryota, Metazoa, Chordata, Lepidosauria, Squamata, Viperidae. Bases 1 to 7824 code for a protein of 2607 amino acids. Gene Ontology annotation, molecular function: protein binding; cysteine-type deubiquitinase activity; cysteine-type endopeptidase activity. Gene Ontology annotation, cellular component: cytosol; nucleus. The record is from RefSeq and is a predicted model, not a curated record. The transcript has 67 exons. Gene Ontology annotation, biological process: protein deubiquitination.
AUGGAAAGCGAGGAAGAACAACACACGACCACGCUGCUUUGCAUGGGGUUUUCGGAUGCAGCCGCCAUCCGAAGGGCCCUCCGCUUGGCCAAGAACGACAUCAACGAGGCCGUGGCGCUGCUCACCAACGAGCGGCCCGGUCUGCACUAUGAGCCCAUGGACAGCGGCGGCGGCGGCGGCGGCGAGACCAGCGGACAGGGAGGCCCCCAGCAAAGCGGCGGCGGCGGCGGCUCGCGCGGUGGAGGAGACGGCGACAGCAGCGGCGGUGUGAACGGUGGGGGCGGCAGCGGCACCAGCGGCUUCGACCCACCCCCUGCCUACCAUGAGGUGGUGGAAAACGAGAAGAAUGACGAAAAUGGGAACUGCUCAGGAGAAGGCAUAGAGUUUCCUACAACGAAUCUUUAUGAAUUAGAGAGCAGAGUAUUAACAGAUCACUGGUCCAUACCAUAUAAGCGGGAAGAAUCUCUUGGCAAAUGUUUAAUUGCAUCAACGUAUCUUGUAAGGCUAGGACUUUCUGAUUCUGAUGAAAAUUGCAGGAGAUUUAUGGAGAGAUGUAUGCCUGAAGCUUUUAAAAAGCUGCUGACAUCAAGUGCAGUUCAUAAAUGGGGUACUGAAAUCCAUGAAGGAAUCUACAAUAUGUUGAUGUUAUUAGUAGAUCUGGCUGCAGAGAGAGUGAAACAAGAUCCUAUUCCUGUUGGACUUCUAUCUGUACUUACAAUGGCUUUUAAUCCUGACAAUGAGUAUCAUUUCAAAAACCGAAUGAAAAUGUGCCAAAGGAACUGGACAGAAAUAUUUGGGGAAGGGAAUCUAUAUGCUGUUUCUCCUAUUUCUGCUUUCCAAAAGGAACCACAUGGAUGGCUAGUAGACUUAGUGAAUAGGUUUGCAGAAUUAGGAGGAUUUUCUGCAAUUCAGUCUAAACUUCAUUCAGAAGACAUUGAACUUGGGGCAGUCUCUUCAUUGGUUCAGCCUUUGGGAGUUUGUGCUGAGUAUCUAAAUUCUUCAGUGGUACAGCCCAUGUUGGAUCCAGUCAUUCAUAAUAUGAUUAAAUACGUUCAAAAUAUUGAAGAAAAAGACCUAAAAGACAAGAAGCUAGUCAGUAUUCCUGAACUCUUGUCUGCCAUCAAGCUCCUCUGUAUGCGGUUUCAGCCUGAUUUAGUAACAGUAGUAGAUGAUCUACGGCUAGAUAUCCUACUACGUAUGUUGAAAUCACCUCAUUUCAGUGCAAAAAUGAACUCUCUAAAAGAAGUAACAAAACUAAUUGAAGAUAGCACUUUAUCCAAAUCGGUAAAAAAUGCAAUAGAUACAGAUCGUUUACUAAACUGGCUAGUAGAAAACUCUGUCCUAUCCAUUGCAUUAGAAGGUAACAUAGAUCAAGCACAAUAUUGUGAUCGCAUCAAGGGAAUUAUUGAGCUAUUGGGCAGCAAGCUAUCUCUGGACGAAUUGACCAAAAUUUGGCGAAUACAGUCAGGACAACCAUCAACUGUGAUAGAGAACAUCCACACUAUUAUUGCAGCAGCUGCUGUGAAGUUCAGCUCAGAUCAGCUAAGUCAUCUUUUUAUCCUUAUUCAGAAGAGUUGGGAGUGUGAGACUGAUAGAGUGCGGCAGAAACUCUUAAGCUUAAUAGGACGUAUUGGACGGGAAGCACGUGUAGAGGCAACCACUGGAAAGGUUCUUGAAGUUCUCUGGGACUUGGCUCAUCUUCCAACACUACCUAGCAGCUUGAUUCAGCAGGCUCUGGAGGAGCAUUUGACAAUCCUUAGUGAUGCAUAUGCAGUAAAGGAGGCAAUCAAAAGAAGCUAUAUCAUCAAAUGUAUAGAAGAUAUUAAGAAGUCAUCCCAGCACAAUAAUCCUCAGAUUGUGUGGGUGGUACCAGCUUUACGCCAACUCCAUGAGAUCACACGGUCGUUUAUUAAACAAACCUACCAAAAGCAAGAUAAGAGCAUUAUUCAAGACUUGAAGAAAAACUUUGAGAUAGUGAAACUGGUAACAGGAAGCUUAAUAGCUUGCCACAGAUUGGCUGCCUCAGUAGCAGGUGCCGGAGGCCUUUCAGGAACAACAUUGGUGGAUGGCCGGUACACCUAUCGGGAGUACUUAGAGGCACACCUCAAAUUUCUGGCAUUUUUUCUUCAAGAGGCCACCCUCUAUUUAGGAUGGAAUCGUGCUCGGGAAAUCUGGGAAUGCCUUGUAACAGGUCAAGAUGUUUGUGAGCUAGAUCGAGAGAUGUGCUUUGAAUGGUUUACAAAAGGACAGCAUGACCUUGAAGGUGACGUGCAGCAGCAGCUUUUUAAAGAAAAAAUUCUUAAAUUGGAGUCCUAUGAAAUCACUAUGAAUGGUUUUGGUUUGUUUAAGACCUUUUUUGAAAAUGUGAAUCUUUGUGAUCAUCGAUUAAAACGACAAGGAACUCAAUUGCAAGUAGAAAAACUGGAAUUAAUAGGAAUGGAUUUUAUUUGGAAAAUUGCAAUGGAGUCACCAGAUGAAGAAAUAGCUAACGAAGCUAUCCAGUUAAUAAUAAACUAUAGUUACAUUAAUUUAAAUCCACGAUUGAAAAAGGAUUCUGUGUCACUCCAUAAGAAAUUCAUUGCUGAUUGUUAUUCAAGAUUAGAAGCAGCCAGUUCAGCUCUUGGUGGCCCAACGCUGACUCAUGCUGUUACCAGAGCUACCAAAAUGCUGACAGCAACUGCCAUGCCCACUGUGGCAACAUCAGUACAAUCUCCAUACAGGUCAACAAAACUUGUAAUAAUUGAGAGACUGCUACUUCUGGCAGAACGCUAUGUUAUCACAAUAGAGGAUCUUUACUCUGUUCCUCGUACUAUUCUACCUCACGGUGCUUCCUUUCAUGGGCAUCUUUUAACUCUCAAUGUUACAUAUGAGUCUACCAAAGAUACAUUUACAGUAGAGGCUCAUAGCAAUGAAACCAUCGGAAGCGUCAGAUGGAAAAUAGCAAAAUUAUUGAAUGCCCCUGUGGACAAUAUUCAAAUCUUUGCCAACGAUAGUUUGUUAACAGUGAAUAAAGAUCAGAAGCUGCUUCAUCAGCUAGGUUUCUCUGAUGAACAAACACUUACUGUAAAAACACUGGGAAGUGGAACUCCAUCAGCAAGUUCUGCCGAUUCAUCAUCCAGCAGCAGUAGCAAUGUCUUCAGUUCAUCAUAUGCAAUGGAACAGGAAAAAUCUCUUCCUGGUGUAGUAAUGGCCCUUGUAUACAAUGUAUUUGAUAUGCUUUACCAGCUUGCUAACCUGGAAGAGCCGAGGAUUACUUUGAGAGUUCGGAGGCUUCUUUUAUUGAUUCCUACGGAUCCAGCUAUUCAGGAAGCUCUUGAUCAAUUAGACUCACUCGGACGAAAGAAAACACUGCUCUCUGAAACAAAUUCUCAAUCUUCAAAAUCUCCUUCUCUGUCUGCAAAGCACCAACACCAGCCUAGUGCAGCUUCAAUACUUGAAAGUCUUUUCAGGUCUUUUGCUCCAGGAAUGUCUACCUUUAGAGUGCUUUAUAAUCUUGAGGUACUGAGUUCCAAGCUAAUGCCUACAGCAGAUGAUGAAAUGGCAAGAAAUUGUGCCAAAUCAUUUUGUGAAAACUUCCUUAGAGCAGGAGGCUUGAGCUUGGUAGUGAAUGUCAUGCAGAGAGAUUCCAUCCCCUCAGAAGUGGACUAUGAAACCAGACAAGGAGUAUAUUCCAUCUGUUUGCAGCUAGCAAGGUUUUUGCUUGUUGGGCAAACAAUGCCAACUUUAUUUGAUGAAGAUGUGACUAAACAUGGAGUGGAAACACUUUCUUCCCGCCCCUUCCGUAACGUGACUCGGCAAACUACCAGGCAGAUGUCAAUCUGUGGAACUCCUGAGAAGUCUUCAUAUCGGCAACUGUCUGUUUCGGACAGGUCCUCCAUUAGAGUAGAGGAGAUAAUUCCUGCAGCACGAGUCGCAAUACAAACCAUGGAUGCUAGUGACUUCACAUCUACAGUUGCUUGUUUCAUGCGACUCUCAUGGGCGGCUGCGGCAGGACGCCUUGAUCUGGUGGGGAGCAGCCAGCCAAUAAAAGAAAGCAACACUUUGUUUCCUGUUGGGAUUCGUAAUCGGCUUAGUAGCUCAGGAAGCAAUUGCAGUUCAGGAAGUGAAGGGGAACCAACCACUCUACAUGCUGGAAUCUGUGUGAGGCAGCAUUCAGUAUCCACCAAAGAUGCACUGAUUGCUGGAGAGGCUUUGUCUCUCUUGGUCACAUGUCUGCAACUUCGUAGCCAACAACUAGGAUCUUUCUACAAUCUCCCUUGUGUUGCUGAUUUUAUCAUAGACAUACUGCUUGGUUCACCAAGUGCUGAGAUUCGUCGUGUUGCCUGUGAUCAAUUAUAUACCCUUAGUCAGACAGAUACAUUGGCUCAUCCUGAGGUUCAGAAACCCAACCAAUUUCUCUUGAGUGUCAUUCUUACAGCUCAGCUGCCCCUUUGGUCACCUACCAGCAUCAUGAGAGGAGUCAACCAGAGACACUUGUCCCAAUGUACGGAAUACUUUGAUCUUAGAUGCCAAUUAUUGGACGAUCUUACAUCUUCAGAAAUGGAACAGCUAAAGAUAAGUCCAGCUGUCAUGUUGGAGGAUGAAAUCACUUGGUUGGAUAAUUUUGAACCUACUCGUGCAGCUGAGUGUGAAACCAGUGAAGCUGACAAUGUGUUAUUGGCAGGACAUUUAAGACUUAUUAAGACUCUUCUCUCACUUUGUGGGGCAGAAAAGGAAAUGCUAGGUUCAUCUUUGAUCAAACCAUUGUUAGAUGACUUCCUCUUCCGAGCAUCCAGGAUUAUCCUGAACAGUCAUUCUCCAGUUGGCAGCAUUGCUGCUACUCAGCAAGAUUUUCACCCAAAAUGCAGCACAGUGAAUAGUCGCUUAGCAGCAUAUGAAGUUCUAGUAAUGUUGGCUGAUAGUUCACCCUCAAAUCUUCAGCUUAUUACAAAAGAAUUGCUUUCUAUGCAUCACCAGCUUGAUCCAGCUCUUUCCAAGGAAUUUGAUUAUCUCCCACCUGUAGAUGGUCGAUCUAUUUAUGGAUUUGUGGGGCUAAAGAACGGUGGAGCUACCUGUUAUAUGAAUGCAGUUUUCCAACAACUGUAUAUGCAGCCAGGUCUACCUGAGGCAUUGCUUUCAAUUGAUGAUAACAUGGACAAUCCUGAUGACAAUGUAUUCUAUCAAGUUCAGUCCCUCUUUGGUUAUUUAAUGGAAAGCAAGCUGCAAUAUUACAUACCGGAAAACUUCUGGAAGAUCUUUAAAAUGUGGAAUAAGGAGCUUUAUGUACGUGAACAGCAAGAUGCUUAUGAAUUCUUCACCAGCCUUAUAGAUCAAAUGGAUGAAUACCUUAAGAAAAUAGGAAGAGACCAGAUCUUUAAAAACACCUUUCAGGGCAUAUAUUCUGAUCAGAAAAUCUGUAAGGAUUGUCCUCACAGGUAUGAACGAGAGGAAGCCUUUAUGGCUCUCAACUUAGGGGUCACUUCAUGUCAAAGUCUAGAAAUUUCACUGGAUCAGUUUGUUAGAGGAGAGAUCCUGGAAGGAAGUAAUGCAUACUACUGUGAGAAAUGUAAAGAAAAGAGAACCACUGUGAAACGGACCUGCAUUAAAGCUCUACCCAGUGUAUUAGUGAUACACCUCAUGAGAUUUGGAUUUGAUUGGGAAAGUGGACGUUCCAUAAAAUACGAUGAACAGAUCAAGUUCCCUUGGAUGCUGAAUAUGGAACCCUAUACAGUUUCAGGAAUGGCUCGCCAAGAUUCUUCUUCAGAAGUUGGUGACAAUGGACGAAAUCUAGAUCAGGGAUGCAAAGGGUCUCCACAGAAGAAAGUGGCUCCUUCAGAAAACUAUGAACUAGUUGGCGUAAUUGUGCACAGCGGUCAAGCCCAUGCAGGCCACUACUAUUCUUUUAUAAAAGAUAGGAGGGGAAGUGCGAAAGGAAAAUGGUAUAAAUUUAAUGACACUGUUGUUGAAGAAUUUGAACUUAAUGAUGAAACUUUGGAGUAUGAAUGUUUUGGAGGAGAGUACAGACCAAAGGUUUAUGAUCAAUCAAACCCAUAUCCUGAUGUUCGCCGUCGCUACUGGAAUGCCUACAUGCUCUUCUAUCAACGAGUCUCUGAACAGAACUCCCCAGUCUUGCCAAAGAAAAGUCGAGUCAGUGUUGUGCGUCAAGAAGCUGAGGAUCUCUCCUUGUCUGCCCCAUCUUCUCCAGAUAUUUCACCACAAUCGUCUCCACGUCCCCACAGACCUAGUAGUGAUCGUCUGUCCAUUUUGACCAAAUUGGUUAAAAAGGGAGAAAAGAAAGGCUUAUUUGUGGAGAAGAUUCCAGUUCGAAUAUAUCAGAUGGUGAGAGAUGAAAACCUGAAAUUUAUGAAGAACAGGGAUGUCUACUGCAGUGACUAUUUUAGUUUUGUUCUGUCACUAGCUUCGUUAAAUGCCACAAAGUUGAAACAUACCCAUUAUCCGUCUAUGGCAAGAGUGAGUUUACAACUAGCAGUCCAAUUUCUGUUCCAAACUUAUCUGCGAACAAAGAAGAAACUCAGGACUGAUACAGAAGAAUGGAUUGCAACUAUUGAUGCUUUAGUUUCUAAAAGUUUUGAUGCUUGUCAGUGGUUAGUUGAAUAUUUAGUUGAAGCUGAAGGACGAGAACUUAUUAAAACGUUUCUGCUGGAAUGCAGUGUAAGAGAAGUGAGAGUUGCUGUAGCCACAAUCCUUGAAAAAACCUUAGACAGUGCCUUGUUUCAUCAAGAAAAGCUAAAAAGCUUGCAUCAGCUAAUAGAAGUGUUGCUGAGUCUAUUGGACAAAGAUGUCCCUGAGAACUGUAAAAAUUGUGCCCAGUAUUUCUUCUUGUUCAACAAUUUUGUACAAAAGCAGGGUAUAAGAGCCUGUGAUCUCCUCCUCAGGCAUAGUGCCUUGAGUCAUAUGAUCCGUUUCCUUCUUGGUCCCAACAGGCAGAAUAACCAGAACCGCAGGUGGAGUUCGGCACAAGCCCGGGAAUUUGGCUUUCUCCAUAAUACUGUGGCACUGUUUGUCUUGCAUUCGGAUGUCUCCUCACAGAGGAAUGUAGCUCCUGGUUUGUUUGCUCUGCAUUCGCCCCUUAGCAUUACUACUUCAGGGCCACUCCUGGCCCUUCAUGAAGAAGUAGAAGCUUUGAUAUUCCUGUCUGAGGGGAAGCCUUAUUUAAUGGAGGUGAUGCAUGCUUUAAGGGAGCUAACUGGAUCCCUGUCGACCCUUAUUGAGAUGGUGGUCUACUGCUGCUUUUGCAAUGAGCACUUUUCCCUUACCAUGUUGCAUUUCAUCAAGAAUCAACUGGAGACAGCUCCACCUCAUGAGCUGAAGAAUAUUUUCCAUCUCUUACAUGAGAUAUUGAUUAUUGAAGAUCCUUUACAAAUAGAGAGGGUCAAAUUUGCAUUUGAGACUGAAAAUGGAUUGCUGGCCCUGAUGCAUCAUAGUAACCACGUGGACAGUAGUCGUUGCUAUCAGUGUGUCAAAUUCUUAGUCACACUUGCUCAAAAAUGCCCUGCUGCUAAAGAUUAUUUUAAGGAGAAUUCUCAUCAUUGGAGUUGGGCUGUUCAGUGGCUUCAAAUAAAGAUGUCUGAACAUUAUUGGGCUCCACAAAGUAAUAUAUCCAAUGAAACCUCAACUGCCAAAACCUUUCAGCGCACUAUUUCUGCACAGGACACACUGGCAUAUGCCACAGCCUUGCUGAAUGAAAAAGAUCAAUCAGGAAGCAGUAAUGGAUCCGAGACCAGUCCGGCCAAUGAGAAUGGAGGCAGACAUCUGCAACAGGGUUCGGUAUCUCCCAUGAUGAUUGGCGAACCUAAAAGUGACCUUGAAGAUGUGGAUACUUAAUUGAUGGCUGCAAGCUGAAGGAGAAAAGCCCCUCUGAAGUGGAGAAUACCCAGCGCCUUUGUGAUAUGGCUGGAAUCCUUUUGUUUUCACUUUUAGAGGAAAAGAAAGUAAAUGCUUUCAAAAGAUUCAAUAGGUACUUUGUAAUGAGUUAAAAGUAUUCUUCAGUGGAGAAGUUCCAGCAUUAGGCUAUGAAAGUCUCCCGGCAUCUGCUCUGAGUCUUAUAAAGAUGCUAGUUUAGGCAUGAGUAAAACAAAACAAAACCCUGUCAAGAUUCCACCCAUUUAAGAACAGUUAUCAAGUUAUUGAAACUUUUAUGUGAACAUUUAAUGAGUGAAUGUAAAACUUUUGCUUUUCUGUGAUGCUGCAAAACAAAAGAAAAAUGAAAAAAAAAAAGACUUGGGUUUUAUACAGAAGAAAAAUCAGAUUGCCUUUACGUAUGAAUGGCAAAUUUUUAAUCUUUUUUUGUUCGUUUGUUUGAAAAUAUUGAAUAGGAAUAUUCAAAAUUAUGUAAAAAAAAUGUGAUUUACACUUGGCAUUGUAAAAUAUUAGUUAAGAAUAAAUUUACACAAGGACUUUUGUAUUUAAUAUGUCUCUAGGUAAUUUGUAUAGUGCUUUACGUAAAGGGUUGUUUUUAAGAGAGCCCUUUUAUGUAAGGAUGAUUAUUCCUUAUGGAAUGGUUUUGGUACAAGUUAGUCUGGAAUUGGUAACCUUUUUUCCUGAUGCUGUGUGCUUAAAGGGUAAGAGCAAUAAAAGAGCUUUGUUUAUUCCAAGAAUACAAUUAUGGCAUCAGUAGGACUUUUUAGAAAAUGAUGAGUAAGUUUAACAAAAAAAAAAGCACUUUAAGACAGAAUUUUAUUGCUGUUUGCCUCCUUAAAUCAUCCUUCUACUACUUGGAGACAUAUUGAAUAAACCGUUGUGUUAAUUAUGUGAUCUGCAAUCAUUUGCUUAUACUUUUAAAUUGAAAAAGUAGAAAUUGGCAUUAUAUGAUUACUGGAGUAAAGUAGGGACGUUUCAAUUCUUAAAAAAAAUUUAACACAGGCAAAGGAUUGCAAGCUGUUUUGCUUAGCUAGGCAGCACUUGAAAUACAAGUGUAAUUCUUUCAUAACUGGAAACAAAUUGAACUUAAUAUGAGUAUGUUUUUGUUUACCACGUGAAAUCUCUUAAAUUACUCUCAACGCUUUUUCCCACACCAAUUUUGAAUCCCAGUUUCUUUUUUUUUUUCCCCACCUUUUUCUUCAUUUGCUUUUCCUUUUGGUUUUGUUCAAGGAUUUUGCCUUAAUUUAUACAAUAUACCAUGCACAUGAACUGGGGGGAGAUGCUCAGAGUGCCUGGACAAUUUGCCAAGUCAAAGGCACAAGCAGCCAAAAAGUGCCUCUUUUUUUUUUCUUUUAUUACUGUUACAAAAACUGAACUGGCACACAAAUUACUUCACUGUUGUGCACUAGUUGUGAAUAUAACAGGUCAUUUCACUGUUGCUGGAAAUAGCUGCACAUCUUCCAGUUGAAAUUCUCUGCCAUACGGGUGAGUCAGAGAAAUACUGUUAACAAUGACGCUUCAGUUGAAUGUCUUCUCUGAAGAUAACACUUUCAAUGAAGUUAGCAGAACUCAGAUAUUUUAUUAAGCCUUCAAACAUUUUAAUACAAUGUUUUAAAAUUUAGAAUAAAUGUUGUUCCUAUCCCAUCCUGACUGUGUCACCCUAUCUUCCAUUUAAUUUAAAUGAAAGUAAGUUAUAGAGCUGACCUGAAGAGAAAGGAAUCGGUCCAAAAUCAUUUAAAUUUGCAUUGUUUCCUAUGGAAAAGGGGAUCUCAUCCCAAAUUGAAGCAGGGCAUUUUUUCAGAAUCACAAGAUGAUCUGUUUCACCGCUAUACUUUCUAAAACCAUUGCAAACUCUUUUCUGCUUCACUCCCAAUUUGUAGAGAGUUAAUGGCUAUGGUUUUCAAAUAUAAUAUUUGGUCA